This is a messenger RNA of Rhipicephalus sanguineus (brown dog tick), 1234 nucleotides long. Its product is annotated as homeobox protein MSX-2-like. Gene Ontology annotation, molecular function: RNA polymerase II transcription regulatory region sequence-specific DNA binding; DNA-binding transcription factor activity, RNA polymerase II-specific. Gene Ontology annotation, biological process: embryonic morphogenesis; regulation of transcription by RNA polymerase II. The record is from RefSeq and is a predicted model, not a curated record. Lineage: Eukaryota; Metazoa; Arthropoda; Arachnida; Ixodida; Ixodidae. Bases 203 to 1234 code for a protein of 343 amino acids. The transcript has 4 exons. Gene Ontology annotation, cellular component: nucleus.
GCCGGCACGCUUUCGGCGGUCCCCCUCGCGAGCAGGGGCGCGCCGAGCCAAUGAGCGCGGCGGGGCGCCCCGCUGGGGAGACGGCCCCGAGGCGGGGGGAGUCGCCAGUCGGGCAGCGGCCGGCUCGCGCCAAGAAGUUGUGUAGCAGACCGAGCAGUGGCCGGCAUGGAGGAGCGACGCCAAAGACACCGCCGCCGGUGACAUGUCUUCGCCGGGUCCCGCGCCAGGAGGGCCCCCCGAACCCGCGUCGCCCGAGACCCGGGCGGCCACGCCGACCAAGCCGUCGCCCUUCUCGGUCGCCUCGCUGCUGGCCGACACCCGGCCUAGCGGACAGCUCAGGUUUACGGCGCCGGCCUUCGCCGCCAGCAUCCUGCACGCGGCUGGGCCGCCGCGCGACCCGGGCUUCUCCUUCCUACACGCGCCGGCGACCGGCGGUCACUUCGGCUGGGCCCUGCACGCACCCGGCGGCACGCAGCCCUGCGGGCCCUCCUGGUUCGGCCUGGCGCCACACCACACACUGCCCAAGCCGGGUGAGGUACCUUCACUGCCGGUCAAGUGUCAACUACGACGUCACAAGAGCAACCGCAAGCCACGGACUCCCUUUACCACGCAGCAACUGCUUGCGCUCGAGCGCAAGUUCCGAGUCAAGCAGUACCUGAGUAUCGCCGAGCGCGCCGAGUUCUCCUCAUCACUCAACCUCACAGAAACGCAGGUGAAGAUCUGGUUCCAGAACCGGCGCGCCAAGGAGAAGCGGCUCAAAGAGGCCGAGCUGGAGAAACUCCGCAUGGCCAUGCGACCGCUACUGCCUGGCGCCUUCGGCCUGGGCCUGGCUGCCGCGGGCCCGUUCGGCGCCUCCGCUGGCGCAUCGGGCGCCGUUCCCCCCGGCGGAUACGUGCACCCGCCGCGGCUCGUGCAGGCUGCACCGCCCGCGCACCACCCCACCGUUCGGCGGCGCCGAGGCCGUGUCGUCCCUGCAGCAGCAGCGUCCCGCAUUAUAGCACCAGCCACGUGGAGAUGUAGCACCCUGCCGGCCAGGGUGACGGAGCCACCAUUCUCGAAGUCACCGGUCAAGCGAGAGGAAGGUCCUCGUUGUAAAUAUGUAAAAACUAAUUUUAUCCUACUAGGACGUCCCAAAAAUAAAUUACACAAGUUACUCGAGUCGUCGGGGUGCUUCACUUUUGCUGCACCUGCGCUUGCUCCGCGGUGCACACGGCCUGCCAUGACAGCACUAUGA